Messenger RNA from Centruroides sculpturatus (bark scorpion), 1360 nucleotides. Its product is annotated as choline-phosphate cytidylyltransferase B-like. Lineage: Eukaryota; Metazoa; Arthropoda; Arachnida; Scorpiones; Buthidae. Gene Ontology annotation, molecular function: choline-phosphate cytidylyltransferase activity; phosphatidylcholine binding. The transcript has 7 exons. Gene Ontology annotation, biological process: CDP-choline pathway. The coding region runs from base 458 to 1345 and encodes 295 amino acids. The record is from RefSeq and is a predicted model, not a curated record.
AUCGACUUGUUCAAUGAGCAUAGAACGGGAAGUUUCGCAACAGUUCGGAUAGUAAAUCUAUAUAUUUUAGUACAAAGAUCAUGUCGUAGGUGAUUCACUGCCUUCGAAGAUUUGUUUAUAGAAGGCGCUUUAUCAGAGUUUAUCUCGUUGGAAAAAUCCACCUGUCAGAAAAUGCCAGCUAGGCGGUCUCCAUCAUUCGGUAACCAAUAGGCUCUGCUGUGCAAUUAUGCUAUGGUAAUUCCCUAGUAUCCUCUUUCGACACGCCAGCUUGGCAAUCGUACGAUUGAUGAUGACAUAUUAUGACGUUUUCGAGUUUAUACAAAUAUUUAUGAUUAAAAUCGAGUUUUGUUUUAUUGCUUAACUCAGUCGUUAGAGAAUUAAUUGAGGGUGAGAUAAUAGCAGCUCAGUUUUACUUAACUGCUUCUAAACACGUUUUUUAGUAUAAUUCAAGAACAAAAUGGGCAGCAGAAAACGUAUGCAUCAAGAUGUUUAUUCUGAAUCAACUAUAUCUUUGUCUGAAUAUCAAUCUCCGCCCUCAAAACGUGCUCUUAAUAAUAGACGAGUAUGUGGUGCAGCACCAUUCAGUACUGAUCCAGUAGCACAGAGAGAGAGAGAUUUAUGUGAUUAUUCAAUUAAAAUUACUAAAGAAAUGGCCAAUAAUGGCACAGCUCCAAGACCAAUUAGAAUGUAUGCUGAUGGAAUAUAUGAUUUAUUUCAUCAGGGUCAUGCAAGACAGCUAUUGCAAGCAAAAAAUGCCUUUCCUAAUGCAACUAUUUAUUUAAUAGUGGGUGUGUGUAGUGAUCAGUUAACACAUAGACAUAAAGGUAAAACAGUAAUGACUGAUGAAGAAAGGUAUGAAGCAGUUUGUCAUUGUCGUUAUGUGGAUGAAGUUGUUAAAGAUGCACCAUGGGUAUUAGAUGAUGAAUUUUUGCAAAAACAUAAGAUAGAUUUUGUGGCACAUGAUGACUAUCCCUAUACUAUGGACGAACAAGAAGAUGUCUAUAAAGAUAUCAAGGCUCGAGGUAUGUUUGUCGCUACACAACGUACAGAAGGGAUUUCUACAUCAGAUUUAGUUUCUCGAAUAGUUAGAGAUUAUGAUGUUUAUGUACGACGUAAUUUGGCAAGAGGAUAUACAGCAAAAGAAAUGAAUGUUUCCUAUUUAAAUGAGAAGAAGUUUCUAUUUCAAAAUAAAAUGGAUGAAUUGAAGGAUAAAAUUGAAGGAAAACGGCAUGAAAUUAUACAAAAAUGGGAAGAAAAGUCAAGGGAUUUUAUUAAUUCCUUUUUAGAAAUGUUUGGUAAAGACGGAAGAAUAGUGAGUAAAUUAUUUUUUUUAAUAUAUAAAUGAGAAAAUAUAUUUAUU